Messenger RNA from Adineta ricciae, 609 nucleotides. The record is from the annotation of a GenBank genome assembly. Lineage: Eukaryota; Metazoa; Rotifera; Eurotatoria; Adinetida; Adinetidae.
AUGAGUCGUAAUAUAGAAUUGUUGAGAGCAUCAUUACAAGCAUCUAAAAUAUCACAGAACGUUAUUGUACAUCCUAAUGGUCUUGGUGUCAAACCAAGCUUAUGUAUACUGUACAGUGAUAAUGGCAAUGUCGGUGAUGGGCAUACGAUAUGUGACAUCACAUCUGAGAAAGAGGCCAUUGGACGUAUACCUAGAGGUUAUUCACUCAGACAAGUUAUUAAUAGUACACGACUUGAUACUCUAGUUAAUCAAAAUAUCGAUGUGAUGAAAAUCGAUGUCGAAGGAUCAGAAUUAUAUGCAGUACAAAGUGGCAUUCGGUUAUUUGAUAAGUAUGAAGUUCGACAUAUCGUAUCGGAAUUCAGUCCUCGAAUGAUGCGAGAGAAGAGAAGUGAUCCAUAUGAUUAUUUAAAGUUCUUCGUUUCUCGUGGAUACAAAAUUCGAAUUGUUAGUGAUCAAUUAACGAGCUUGUUUGAACGAAAAAACGAAAUAAUAUAUGUAUUAUUUAAAAAAGCGUUCUUUUGUAUUUCUUCAUCAUUGGAUAAAAACAAAAAUAUAACAUCAUUAUACAUAAACCAUACUCAUUUCGUAAUCAUUAAGCACAAUGAGUGA